UUACGGCGUGUAGCAUUUCGGGCGAGAGAGGAAAGCCUUCUGUCUCUCUUACGUUCGGAGGCAGCGCGAGCCCCGCGUCACACGUCACUUGAUUAUCUGCGGGCAUAAAAGCGGUCUUCGAAGCGGGACUCGGGGAAGCGCCGUUUCUCGGUUGUCCUGGCAACGAACCGCUUCGCAAGCUUCAUCUGAACCUUCCCCCGCUCCCUUCCUCACGCUGUCCCUGGGGCUUGUAGUUGCUUCUUAGUCGCCGGGGCUGUUGCGUGCACUGCGAAAGGACGGCGUUGGAACUACACAGACCGACAGCCCGCGAAGAAAGCCUAGCCGGAGGGGAGGGGGGCGGCUAUACUUCCCACGCGUCCCAAAUGGAGGGAGUCCCAGAAGCUGUCGGUAUAGCCGGAAGAGUUGCGGCGUGCAGCCCGGGGCCCGGUUGGAGCGAGUCUCCGGAUUCACUGGAUCCCGUGAGGGAAGCCACGGGAGAAUCGGAUUUGGCGCAGUCCCUGGAGCGGUAUCACCGAGGCUUACGCGAUCGUGCUAGUAAAAGCCUUGAUCAAUUGAAAUAUGUCUUCCAUGAAAAAGAUCCGGCCAUAGGCGAAAGUACAGCUACAUUGGAUCAGUUAUUUCCUAAUUCAGGCCAAGAAGUGACUGAAGAUAACGCUUGGCAGGAACUACAGUACAGCCAUGCAGUUAAUCAGCUUAAAGCAUUAUUACGUCAACAAGAAGAAAAGGGGAGUGAAAUGUCACCUUCAAAGAAGAGAGGAAUGUCACCCACAAGAACAUCCAAAGCUACCGAUCACAGUUUGCCUGCCCUUUCUGAACUUGUUCCCAUCAUUAAUGAUCAGUCUCAAUAUAUCAAUCAUUUAGAAGCUGAAGUCAAGUUUUGCAAGGAAGAAAUAUCUGAAUUGAAAGCACGUAUACAUGUUAUUGUAGUUGAAAAUGAGAAGCUACAAAAUGAUCUGAAGAUGGAAACAGAGCGGACCUUGAGAGAGCAAACUAUCCUCAAUGCCUCAACUCUACUUGCAAAAUCUGGUGGUAUAAAUGGUGAUCAUUCUCAUAUUUGUGGAGCUGCUAAAGCAUCUUGUCAUGUCAUUGAGCAAGCCAAGGCACCUCCACUGGAAUUGGAAAAGUGGCAACAGGAAUUGGAGAAACUAAAAUAUCUUCAUGAAGAAAAGACGGAAGUGUUUGAAGCUCAGAUACAGUCUUUACGAAAAGCUUUAUCAGAGUCACAAAAAAACUGUGAAGAGCUGAGGGGACGAUUAAAACAUCAGCAUUUGAUCAAUGCAGCAAAUAGUUCUAAUAGGCCUGGUGGUCUCUGCUUAAAUUGUGCACAGCAUGAAGCAGUUCUUUCCCAGACUCAUUCAAAUGUCCAUAUGCAAACCAUUGAAAGACUAACAAACGAGAGAGAUGAGUUAAUGGCAGCACUUUCUACAAUAAGAAGAAACUUAAAUGAUAUGCAACAGAGAGAAUGCAGUGCUUAUGAACAAGUGAAACAAGCAGUACACAUGAGUGAAGAAGCUAAUUUGGAAAAAACCAAGGCUUUAAUUCAAUGUGAACAGCUUAAAAAUGAAAUGGAGAGACAGAAAGAUCGCCUUGAAAAAGAAUUAGUGCUUCAGCUAGAUAAGAGAGCUGGAGAGCGCGAAGCAGUUCGUGAAGAAAUGAAGAAAGAAAAAGAAAACCUGUCAUCACUGGUAAUGUCGUUAUCUCAGAAUGUUGCUGGUCUGGAGUCUCAGAUUGACAGGAUUACAAGGGAAAAGAUCUCCCUAACCAAUCAGCUGGAAGAAGCUCAGAACCACCAUUCUUCUCGUGAAAUGGAAAUCAAUAAGGUGUGUGGAGAAAUACAUUACGAAUUGAAUCAGACCAAAAUGAAGAAGGAUGAAGCCGAAAAGGAACACAGGGAGUAUAGGACAAAAACAAUAAGGGAACUUGAAAUUAAAGAUCAGCAAAUUGAGAAAUUACAAGUAUUGCUUCAUGAAAACAAACAGCGCUUAGAACAAGCACAGCAGGAUACUGCAAAAGCUAAGGAGGAAUGUCUGAAACUAACAGAAUUGCUGGGCAAAGCUGAGCAACAACUGCAUUUUCUCAGAUUAGAAAAAGAGAACAUUCAGCAUAGCUUUAGCAAUGAGGCAAAGACUCGAGUCCUUCAGGCUCAGCAGAGAGAGCAGGAUCUGACACAGAAGAUGCGGCAAAUGGAGGCCCAGCAUGAUAAAACUGUAAACAAACUGGAAUCGUUAUUGAGUUCCCAGAAUGCUCUUCUAUCAAAAUUAAAAGAAGAAUGUUGUCAAUUAGCAAAGAAGUUUGAACAUGUCACUGAAAGAAAAAGGUCGGAAAUCAGCCAGCUUAGUCAGGAAAAUGAGUAUAUCCAUGACAGACUUGAGAAGGUGCAGAAAAGGCAUGAUGAAUUGGAGGAUCAGUGUAUCCAGCAUGGAAGGAUGCAUGAGAAAAUGAAACUAAGAUUACAUCAACUUGACAAGCAUUGCCAGUCUUCUGCCCAGCAGCUUGUAGAAUUACUCAACAAACAGAAUGAGUUAUACAAGGAGCGGCAGAUGCUUACAGAAGAGGUGGAUUUUCUGCAGACUCAGUUAUCCUCUGUCCCACAGCCAUAGUUGAAAACGUUUCGGGGAAGACAUCAGAGAAGAAAAAUGCCAAUCACCUUUUUUCAGCAUAAAGACCUGAUGUGCUUAUAUCGUUAAACAUUUGUCAAUGUCUUCCCUUGCUGGGAAAGUCAUCCCAUCUGUCUUGGACUCAAUAACAUUUUUGUGCUCUCUCAAGAAGACAAUUCUGAUUGUUUAUACUUUUAGAUGAUUUGACACGUGCAGUCUUUUUGGAUGGAACUUGAAACAUGCAGAUAAGUUAUACUGGAUCAAAACCAGCUUUAAAUGCAGUAUUAUCCCCCCCCCCCCAGUGCUCCUCAUUUUUAUAUCAUUUUUUACCCUGACUAGAGAGGUACGCACAUCACCUUUGAAAUAAAUUAAAGUAUUAUUGUCCCAUGGGUGAGGAACAGUUCCCCCAAUAAGGUUGAAAUCUGUUUCAUCUUUGCAAGAUGAUGAAAAAUUUCUUUUCCUACAGCUCUGGAGCUUAGUAUUGUUGUAGUCUGCAGUAUUUAUAAAUGAUUGCUUUUCUAUCUGAAAGAUCAUAAAUGCAGCUCUCUGAUUGGACUGUAGAGUUGUUUGCACUAAACCUGGUGCUUGAAGACAUCAAUAAUCUUAGAUAUUAGUUUAAAAGUCAGAUAAAUGACAUUCUCAAUGGUUUUAUAAAUAAUUCGAUGAUCGUUGAUUUUUCAUGUUUUCAUAUAAAUGAGUAAUAUAUAUAUAAUAUAAUCCCUAGACAAAACUCUAUUUGAGGUUGGAAUUCGUACAUACAUCAUAUUCUCCUUAGAACUCGAUAUGAUGGUAGCAAACCUUUAUGUUUAAUAAAUGUCAGUCUAGGCAAACAUACAUGGUUGGGCUGAAUUGAAAGAACAAAAAAGAGAUGGCAGUGGAAGUAGCUGAUUUUUCAGUCCGUUUGUGGCUUUACCAUCUGCCUAGGACUCACAUCUAUAAAUAAGUCUUAAAGUAUGGAUUUGUCCUAGCACCACAAAGCCAGCAUCUUUGCCGCAAGUGUUCUUCAGCAGAUACAGGAUAUGAAAGAGUUGUGCUGUUCUGGGAUACCAGCACUGUUUUUGAUUUGAUUUUGUUGUGACAAUCAUAGGCAUAUGGAACUGCCAGCAUCUCUGACCAAAUUCCCUGCAUGUUCCAUCUCUUGGAGCAAUUUUCACAGAAAAAAUAGUUUACCUGUCCAAUAUUAGUACCUUAGUCCUCCACCAUCUCCCGAGCAAGUGGAAAAUGUUCCUCAGCCUGGCUUCAUAAUUGGUGAAGAAGGAAGAAGGGAGGUUAUUAAUAUUCCCAGAUUCUGGAAAGGGGCGAGGUUGAUUAAAAAUAGGACAGGUUCAGAACCUAUGCACAUAUCUGGGAGAAAGGGAGCUGUCUGUUGUUCAUCAAAUAGUUAUUACAGUAUGAAGAGAAUGAAAACAACUUCAGCCUAGAAAGCUCAGAAAUUGGGUUUGAAGAUUUAGUAAUCGCCUUCCUUAUUUAAUAAUCUUUGUGAGAUUCUUUUACUUGACUGUCAGUAAUGUAUCAGAGGCAGAUAUGAGAACCAAUUCAAUUGUUUCUGGGUUCUCUCUGGAGAACUUUAGCUGCCAUAAAGCAGGAAACCUGGUUAAUUUUACCCUCUCCUUCCCACUGUUUUGUGUUCCAUAGCAUGAAGCAGACUUGAUAUUCUGGUUGUCCAGUCAGGGCAGAAGCCUCAUUUUAGGUCAACGGAUUAUUCUUAAGAGUUUAAAAAACAAAGUGUCUGGAGAAUCAGGUUUCCAAGCUCUCACAAAAGAAGCUAUAGCCAAAGAGGCCAAAGACCAGAAAUGGAUGAUCCCACAGAACCAAUUGGAGCCAAAUAAGUCACAUCCUUCCCCCCCCCCGCACCCGCAAAGACCACUUUACCUCCACCUUCCUCCUCUCUGCAGGGUAUAAUAUCUAAAUAGAAUGUUUUCCAUUUUCUUGUGUAAAAUAUCUUUUUCUGCUGGUUCUCAUUGUUCAAGGCAGUGGUAACAAGAUGGAGACUCUGUAGUGAGGGCAUGUCAACAAAUGCUGAAUCAGGGCAAGAAAGCUGUGGAGCUGAGCCUUUUAACAUUUCUGCUGGAGAAACAAUGAACUAUUUUUUUAAGUUGGGGGAAAAAGCACAGUGUGGCAGAGGGGAAAAGUGUGUGUGUGUGGGAGAGGGAGAGGGAGAGGGAGAGAGGGAGAGAUCUUUUAUCCUGCAGCUUAAAGAUAGUGAUGAUGUAGAAAUAUUACAGCAAAACUGUAGUUGGUCUGUUUUUAUAAGAAGACACACAUGUAUUUUGAAGCUGAAAAUAUCUCACUCUAUUUUAAAAAAGUAAAACAUUGUAUUUGCAAAUCAAGAUAUUAGAAUCUAAAGUUGUAUUUAUAUUCAGUGCACCUAGAUUCCAUAUAGCCCCAUGUACAUUCUUCCACAUUAAAAAACUAAAUGGAUGUAGCUCUGUACUUUGCUUCUAAAUAGGUCCACCUGCCAAGGAAGCAUACAUUUAAAAAACAGGGCUAAUAUGGAGGUUGAUGUGGGGUAUCCUGAGCAUCUAGAAUGUCUUGAAUGAUGCCCAUGAUGGUUAUAGUCACCAAGGUAAGAAUUUAAUAAAAAUGUGAGAAAUUAAAUCAAUGUUGGACUCCUAGGCAAAAGUUCUAAUUUUAUUAUAAAUCUACCUAUAAUCAAAAGUCGACUUGGGAUGGAGAGAGUGCACAAACAAGUGGGUUGACUAGCAAGAGGAAAAAUGUGUCAGCUUGUAGUGGGGAAAGGAAGGGCAAGUAUGACAACCAAUCUUUGAUCAAAGUCUUAAGUUGUUGAACAAACUGACUUCUGAAUAAAUAUUGCUAGAGCUAUAACUGAAAUGUGACAUUUGGUUGCAAAAUAGAGAUCACAGGACUGCACAGUAUUGUUUCAAUGCAGAAUCUGUACCAAAUAAUAAAAUGAAAGUUCUUGGAAAUCAAAUAAUAAUUGACUAUUUGAUAAAUGGUGACUCAUAGCAAGGUUUUAGUUAUGAUUAAAAAUUAUAAAUACUGAAUUGUCCAAGGCAAUCUUAUUUAAACCCUUCAUACACAGUGCUUUAAAGGGUGCUUGGAAAUGAAGAAGGACCAAUAACACAUUUGCUUUGGAUAUUAAUUAACAUGGCAAUAAUUUCAUUUCACCCUUAUAAAUAUGUAAUAAAUAUUUAUUAAAUACAUGAAUAAAAUGUUUCUUAAUAUUAUCCACCCUGAAUUUUCAGCAGUAGGAUAGAUUUAAAAAAACAACCCAAAUAAAUAAAUGUGUACAUGCUUGACAGAAGUAAACAGAAGUGUAACAUUAUGUCAUUUUAUAACUAAAAAUGACUAGCAAAUAUGCAAUUAUUAGAAUUUCCUGGAGCAAUAACUCAAAGUCUAGCAUGGAAUCUUAAUUUAUGUGUUUUAAUUGGAAUAGUUACAUACCUCUGGUCAUAAAAUGUUUUCAUGGUAUAAUAAAUAUUGACUUAACUGAGAAAUCAUGAUUACAUAUAACUAAGGCACAGUCCAGACAAAGUUAAGGUUUGUGAUCCCAUUGAUUUCAGUGGGAAGGUUCCAGCACAUGCAUAACCCUGUUUUUCCUCUUAAAAUAUUCUUUUUACCAUUCGGUGUCCCUCAAGAAUUUGUUCCCACCUCACCUAACCUUGCAUUCAUUCUCCAAACUCAGCAACCACUAUCUUCCAACUAGUAGUAGUAUUUUUCCUAGCUCUUACCAAUCUUUCAGAUAUUUAAGAUCCUACAUGUAUUUAGACAGAACUACAUAUUUCUGCCUGUAUUUUUAUUUUCCAUUACUUCCAUUUCUUUCUUUACCAAGUACACAUCCUUUUAUUCCUUUGGUUCUCUUAAGCAUUCUGCUGUUAAAUGUUCUGAGUUUUGCUAAUCUGUUUCUCAAGCAUCCCUGGCAAAUAUUUGUUCACACAUGCUGAUUCAUUCUUGAUAAACGUAUCAGGUGAUUACUUACAGGUAUAAAUGAAUUCUCACUUGUAAAUGAUUACAAACAGAAUUCACAUACUGUAUUUCUUUUUGUCAGUUUAAAUAAGACAGUUCACAUGUGAAGCUGAUGGUAAAAAACACUAAGUACGGAUUAUGUAAAUGAACACAACAACUGAUUGUUGAAUCUCUAUGCAUUGAUUCAUUGCUACUUGAACUCUCAUAUGCUAUUCUUGUCUUCUUUUAGCAUUUCCAAAUUGCCUUAAGUCUGAUUUGACUUCUGGCCACUGAGUCUCUGGAAACCUGCACUCCUCUGUUUUUUCAAUUCACUGUUUCAUUUGAGAAUGUUUCCUCUUCCAAUUGGGCACCUGAUGACUUCAGCAGUGUAGAUACUAAGUCUAAGUUCAUUUCAGGUAUAAAGCUAUUCUGGAGACUGUGGUUUCCAAUAAUUGUGAUCCAUAAAAACGGCAUUGUUUUAUUUUGCAAUGAAAACUUAAAAUCAAAGCAGUUUGAAAACAGGGUACUUUAAAGGCCAAACACUAAGCUGUUUAAAGAGCCAAACAUUGUUGUAAGUGCCUGACUAAAAAGUGUGAUCAUUGUUUGGGAACUCAUCAUCCAAGCAAUUCAGAAAAAAUCACUAAAGAUGGACCUUUUCUGUGAUGGUACCAUAAUUUUUAACUCUUCCUCAGAAAUAGAUUAUUUUUCCACUUUGAUCUGCAAAAACUAUUUUAUUGCUACAAGUUUCAGUUUCUACAACAGUUUAUCCCAGUUAAAAUACUUGCAGCUACUUUUUUAUACUGCGUUACCAUAUUUCAAUGCUCUAUUUCUAGUUCUUGCUGAUUAUAUAAUUAAAUUGUAUGCCUUUUUGGAUAACUUUACAGAAGAGUGGGGUAACUGUCUGGCAUUCUUUCUGUAGCAGAUACAGCAAAGGUCUGAAGAUCCAGGAUGAAACAACCUUACAACAAUAGAACUGACUGCUAUUAGAUGGGAUAAUAAUAAUAAUAAUAAUAGAAUAAUAACAGAACGACACAGUUGGAAUGGAGCUUGUAAACAGUCCAACCUCCUGCUCAAGCAGGAGACCCUAUACCAUUUCUGAGAGAAUUCCCAGAAGCUUAACCCAUGGGACUUGAAAUUCCAUGAAAGCAAAACAAAAUGUAUAUAUAACAGCAACAUUACAUUAUA
Thamnophis elegans (Western terrestrial garter snake) is the source of this 7688-nucleotide messenger RNA. RefSeq names its product SHH signaling and ciliogenesis regulator SDCCAG8 (gene SDCCAG8). NCBI's taxonomy places the organism in Eukaryota, Metazoa, Chordata, Lepidosauria, Squamata, Natricidae. The transcript has 18 exons. Gene Ontology annotation, biological process: neuron migration; tube formation; establishment of cell polarity. The coding region runs from base 363 to 2600 and encodes 745 amino acids. The record is from RefSeq and is a predicted model, not a curated record. Gene Ontology annotation, cellular component: centriole; centrosome.